Messenger RNA from Linum trigynum, 1852 nucleotides. Lineage: Eukaryota; Viridiplantae; Streptophyta; Magnoliopsida; Malpighiales; Linaceae. The record is from the annotation of a GenBank genome assembly.
CUUCCUUCUCACCAUAUCAGGAGCUAAUUCUUAAUCAACGAUCGACAAAUCCUGAGGAAUUAGUUUCGUUUGUACUUCAAACUUAGAAAGCAAAUUCAGUCAUGGCCAACUACGGCAACAUCAAAUUAGCUGCCAAGUUGCUUCUCUUCUUCACUUUCCUUCUCCUCAUCUCCGCAGCUGAAAGCAGACAGCCAGCAGCGAAAUGCGGUGGAGUGACGUGUCAGAAAUUUUACGCGGCUCGGAGUGGGGAUAACUGCGCAGGUGUUGCAGCCAAGAACCACAUGUCGGAGGAUCUGUUCAAGGCCUUGAAUCCGGGCGUCAAUUGUUACAACAUUUUUGUCUAUCAGUGGCUCUGCGUUAAAGGCAUUCCAGUUUAGUUUGAUCGUGUUGAAUCAGUGAUGAUGAUCAUUUGCUAAUUUAAGUAGCUAUAUGUUUCUCUGAAUUGGAAAUUUUUGGAAUGGUUUGAUGUAUCGGAAAUGCUUCAGAUUUUGUUAUUGAAGUACAAAUCCUUAUUGGACUAGAGAAUAUAUAUCUAAUGAGACUCACGAGUCAACCUUCAAACGACAAUUCUUUCAUGAUAUAUCUUGAAAUGUCAGGAUUCAACCAAAUUAAAGAGGAACGAAAAUGAUACAAAAAAUAGGCUUUUCGAAUCAUCGCGGAGCACUCGAAUUUAAUUCACUUAAAGCUACUUUUGAUUUCCCGCUACUUGUUUGACUCCGUGAACAUCUAUCCUAAGGAACUUGUGUGGAGUUAGCUGUUAUACUCCUUCAAAGAUAAGAAAACAUGUAUGCCUUCCAUUUUCUGGUCCCAUCUAAAAAAUAAUAAAUAGGAGUACACAUGGGUCGUCGGAUAGUUUGAGUUAAGUCGUAUCAAUCAACCGAUCCAUAUACUUCGAUUUUAUAAAUACUAAUUCCAACACGAAUAGGAGCUAACAAGACGCUUUUGUUUUUAUAGAAGCAGGACACAUACAAUAUUCACACACAUAUAUAAGGAUGAAAAUAUCAUUAAAUCCUCGUGAUUUCAUAUGUAUACUUCAUAUAAAUGGGCAGUUAUUAAGGAGUCGUUUGGAUGGAUCAAUUAAAAAAAGAGACAAUUAGAUCAAUCGUCUUAUUUUUCAAAAUGAGUCAUUUAAAACGAGUAAAUUUGAACUGUCUGCCCUAGUGGCAAAUACAUGCAUGUUUAGGGGUGUCCCGGGACACCAUUAAAAUUUGGAAACACGAUUAUUCAACCUCCGAUAGUAGUUUGCGUAUAAGUAAAAAAAAUGUUUAAGUGAUAGUGGGACACCCUUAAAAUUUGAAAAAAUGAUUAUCCAAUCUCCCGUAGUAGUUUGCUUAUUGAUACAAAUAAUAUUUACGUAGUAGUCUAUGUGAUUUAAACUAGGGACACUGGCUUUAUUAGUAAACCUAUUUCAAUUACACUACAACUCAUUUGUUAUUUUGUUUUAGAUCCAAAUAUAAUAGUAAAAUGUUAUUCUUAUUUAUCAAAACUUAACUAUUGAAGCCAAUUACCAGAUACCCUUGUCUAAUAAGAUAUGUAGAGAGAUAUUUGUUGAGCAGUAUAGACACCGGAUGUAUUUUACCAUUUUACGAAACAUGUAUGAACUUUUAAUGUAACUUUUAUAUUUAAUAAUUAUUUAAUUUAAAUAUAAUAUUUAUUUAAUUUAAUUUAAAUUUUUAAUUUAUUUAAAUUUUUAAGAGAGGACACCCCUAUGUAGAAUUCCUGGAUCCGCCACUGGUCUGCCCCCACCCGAGACAAUUGUAAUUGCCUUAAAAUGAGUCGAUUUGAAAUUCUCUAAGCAGAAUUGCUUCAUCUAAAUUUUGUGUUGCCGAACAGAUAAAAUUACCUUAAAAUG